Molecule: messenger RNA, 1095 nt
Organism: Phyllostomus discolor (pale spear-nosed bat)
Lineage: Eukaryota; Metazoa; Chordata; Mammalia; Chiroptera; Phyllostomidae
Gene: NUDT1
Product: nudix hydrolase 1
Exons: 4
Coding region: 55-525 (156 amino acids)
Biological process (GO): DNA protection
Molecular function (GO): 8-oxo-7,8-dihydroguanosine triphosphate pyrophosphatase activity
Source: RefSeq, a predicted model, not a curated record
CGGCGCGCGGAAGGGAGAGAGCGCGGGAAGCGCGGGCCAGAACCCCAGGGCUCCAUGGGCGCCCCCAGGCUCUACACCCUGGUGCUGGUGGUGCAGCCUGAGCGAGUUCUCCUGGGCAUGAAGAAACGGGGCUUCGGCGCCGGCCGGUGGAACGGCUUCGGGGGCAAAGUCGAAGAGGGAGAGACCAUCGAGGACGGGGCCAAGAGGGAGCUGCAGGAGGAGUGCGGCGUGACCGCGGACACGCUGCACAAAGCAGGCCGCAUCGUGUUCGAGUUCGAGGGCCAGCCGGAGCGCAUGGACGUGCACAUCUUCCGCGCAGACAGCGUCCAGGGGACCCCCGCGGAGAGCGACGAGAUGCGGCCUCAGUGGUUCCCGCUGGACCGGAUCCCCUUCGCCGACAUGUGGCCCGACGACAGCUACUGGUUCCCCCUCCUGCUUCAGAAGAGGAGGUUCCACGGGUACUUCAAGUUCCAGGGGCAGGACACCAUCCUGGACUACCAGCUGCGCGAGGUGGCCGACGCCUAGAGGCGGGACUGGGCCCUGCCACGGCCGGGCUCCCCGUCUGGAACCCGAUGGGAGGGGAAGGGAAAUGCAAUAAACGUCUCUUGCUUUUCCAACGUUCCUCACCAGCCCCCUUCUCCCGCCCCCACUGCCAGCCCAGGCCCGUGCUCAGGAAGCUGCCGGGUGUGCUGGGCUGCGGCCACACCACUGGGCACAGGGUGAGGGACACCGGCCAGGGGCCGGGGACAGCUCCUGUGACUGCCCCGUAGUGGCUGCGGGUGGAGGGGGCUGGCGCUGACGAGGACAGUGCCACGGGCUCCUGUUGGGGUCACACAGGUGGGCAGCACCUGUCCUCCGCACCCUCGUGACCGUGCAUGCCACACUAGGGGAAACCGAGGCACAGCCAGGGCCCAGGGCUAUGGCUCCGGUCAGCUCCACCCUGGAGGCCGGUCACCACCCCUCAGCCCAAGAGGGACGGGGGCCGCUCUCCUGGCCUCCAACCAGGAGAGGGGGCACCUCCCACUUCCACAAAGAACGCACGACUCUUCCCAACUUUUAUAAAUACGUUUAAUGGUGGUUGUGUUAGUCGAUGAA